UAUUGCAUGGCCUGCGCCUUUUCCUCAGCGGACGAUAGGCCCCCAGCCCCUCACCUUCCCUGUCGCUGCUGCUGGCAGACGAAGAGGUGAACGGCAAUGGCGUCGCACCAGAAGACACACAGGACGUGGCAGACGAUGCUCCGGCGCGCCGCUUUUCGUUGUAGAUGCGCUUUCGCCCCUAUUCUUCUCCUCGCCGACCUCCGCGAUGCCGCACCCUUCGCCGAAGUUCUUCCAGCGCCCGCGGGUCCUAUCGGCGGCCCUGCCGCUCCUGCGCCAGUUCAGCUUGCCAUCGCGCGCAACGACAUCGUCGACGUAGUUGCGCCGCUGGUUGGCGCUGAGGUACGUGAUUCACUCGGAGUCCAGUUGCUUGUGUGGGUAGUCCGGCGGGUCGAGGUGUCAGCCGUCGCCGUGGUCGAACCAGCAGAAGAAAUUGACCUUGGCGUCACUCUCAUUCCACGCGGUGUGGUACUGCUUCAGGUUGCCUCGGUAUUGGUGCUUGGAAUCGACGAUUCGAGCCAGCACUGCGCCUCCAUCGUCUUGGGCAGCUCCUGCGCUUCCACCCCUCCAGGCCAGCGCUCCAUCAUGCGCAGUCCGCGCUGCUGCGACGCAGAGAUCAACGAAAUGUUGUUGACACGUCCGUCGGUAUUGGCAUCAGGCUCACAGUCGCCAACCCUGCUGUCGGGUUCGGUCCAUGCAACCUCGUUCGACCUGGAAGGCUUGUCUUUGGAAGAUUAUCCCUGCAACUCAGGCUGCGGGACUCACUGCGCCUGAUCCCCCAGCGACAGCCCACUUUCAACUGGCUCAUGGGUCCUAUCGUCAUCGCCCCCGCUUUCGCCAUUCCGCUCUGCCACAGGCGGUGCAUAGCUGGUAAGCUGCUAAGCAACGAAAACCCUAAGCUUUCAGCAAUUCCCUGCGUCGUUCAUCUCGUCGCCCUUGAGCGCUUCCUUGUUUAGCUUUUCCUAGCGCAUGCGCUAGUCGGUGUCCGACCACCGUGCCGAGCUGUCCAUUGUUUCAUCGUGCUUGCCUGGGUUCCUCCUUUGUUGCUGCUACUGUUCGCUGCCAUCGGUCGCCGCUUGCUCAGUACGGGCUUUCUUAGCCUUACGAAAGUAGUCGAAAUUC
This is a messenger RNA of Tilletiaria anomala UBC 951, 1119 nucleotides long. RefSeq lists its product as uncharacterized. NCBI's taxonomy places the organism in Eukaryota, Fungi, Basidiomycota, Exobasidiomycetes, Georgefischeriales, Tilletiariaceae. The transcript has a single exon. The record is from RefSeq and is a predicted model, not a curated record. The coding region runs from base 97 to 771 and encodes 224 amino acids.